This is a messenger RNA of Prunus mume (Japanese apricot), 4403 nucleotides long. The record is from RefSeq and is a predicted model, not a curated record. Lineage: Eukaryota; Viridiplantae; Streptophyta; Magnoliopsida; Rosales; Rosaceae.
AUGGCUUUGGUUGGAGAGGCUUUUCUCUGUGCUUCCGUGCAGGUGCUGUGCGAGAAGAUUGGUUCUCGUGAGUUCAGGGACUUGUUCCGGGGAAAGAAACUGGACGAGUCGCUUGUAAAGAAACUGAAGAUAACGCUAUUGAGCCUCAAUGCAGUGCUUAAUGACGCGGAGGAGAAGCAGUUCACGAACACUUACGUCAAAAAGUGGCUUGAUGAGCUUCAAGAUGCUGUCUUUGAUGCGGAUGACCUUCUGGAUGAGAUAAAUGCUGAAGUUCUGCGAUGCAAGGUGGAAGCUGAAUAUCGAACCGUCAAAACUCAGGUGUGGAACUUCCUCUCUACUUCUCUUAAUCCAUUUUAUCAAGGCAUGAAUCGUAGGAUUCAAGAGUUGUUUGAUAGAUUAGAACACCUUGCAAAACAAAAGGAUGUGCUUGGCCUCAGAGAAGGUGUUGUUGGGGGGAAGAUUUCUCAAAGAACUCCAACAACUUCCUUGGUGGAUGAAUCUUGUGUGUAUGGUAGGGAUGGAGAUAAAGAAAAGCUGAUGAACCUCUUGUUAUCUGAUGAAGCAAGCAACAAGGAUGUAUCUGUCAUCACCAUAGUGGGAAUGGGCGGGGUUGGCAAGACAACCCUCGCUCAGCUCCUUUAUAAUGAUGACAAAGUCAAAGAGCAUUUUAAUCUUAGAACUUGGGCUUAUGUUUCGGAAGAUUUCGAUGUUACUAGGGUAACUAAAACCCUACUUGAGUCAGUCAGUUCAAAAGCUUACGAUAAUAAAGACCUGAGUUUUCUUCAAGUUGAGCUAGGACAACAAAUAAAGGGCAAGAAAUUUUUAUUUGUGUUGGAUGACCUUUGGAAUGAGAACUAUGGUGAUUUGAGUGUCUUGCAACGUCCUUUUGCAUCCGGGGCAAGUGGAAGUUGGGUCAUUGUGACAACACGUAAUGAAAGUGUGGCAGCUUGCAUACGUACCAUUCCGAUUCACUUUUUGGAACAGCUGUCCGAUGAGGAUUGUUGGUUGUUACUUUCAAAACAUGCCUUUGAAAAUGGAAACUCGGUGCAUCUAGAGCUGGAAGAAGUUGGUAAGAAAAUUGCUUCUAAGUGCAAUGGUUUACCUUUAGCUGCAGAAACACUUGGAGGCCUCUUGCGUUGCAACACAAAUUAUGAGAAAUGGAAUAGCAUACUAAAUAGCAAUAUUUGGGAGCUGCCUCCUGAAAAAUGUAAUACAAUUCCAGCUCUAAGAUUGAGUUACCAUUAUCUCCCAACUCAUUUAAAACGAUGUUUUGCUUAUUGCUCAAUUUUUCCGAAGGGCUAUGAAUUCCAAAAGGAAGAUAUUGUUCUACUUUGGGUGGCAGAAAGUUUAAUUCCACAAGCUGAGAGUGAGAAAAGAAUGGAAGAGCUCACUAAGAAAUAUUUUGAUGACUUAUUGUCACGAUCAUUUUUUCAAAGAUCAAGAAAUGAGAAGUUCACAAUGCAUGAUCUCAUCAAUGACUUGGCUAUGUCUGUGUCAAAGGAAUCCUGUUUGAGAUGGGAAGGGAAAGAAUCACAUGAAGUUUUGAAAAGAGUUCGGCAUUUGUCAUAUGCUGGAGGCGAAUUUGAUUGUGCUGCGAAAUUUGAGCCAUUAUAUGAGGUUAAGCAUUUGCGAACCUUCCUACCUCUAAGAAGAGAAUGGUAUGAAAAUUAUGUAAGUAAAAGGGUUUUACAUGAGUUAGUGCCAUCUCUAUUAUGUUUACGGGUGCUAACAUUGUCAAAAUAUUAUAAUAUAGUUGAGUUACCCAAUUCUAUUGGUAACCUCAUUCAUUUGCGCUACUUGGAUCUCUCUAAUACUCAAAUCAAAAGGUUGCCUUCUACAGUUUGCACUCUUUAUAGUCUACAAACAUUACUAUUGGCAGGUUGUCGGUCUCUUUUUGAAUUGCCUGCAGACAUGAGAAAAUUGAUUAACUUGAGGCAUCUUGAUUGUAGUGGAACUCAAAUUGAAGAGAUGCCGGUGCAAAUGGGUAGACUAAAAAGUUUGAGAACAUUGACUACUUUUGUUGUGGGGAAAUCUACUGGGUCGACUAUUGGCGAAUUGGGGGAGUUGUCCCAUCUUGGAGGAAAGCUUUCAAUUUUGAAGCUUAAUAAUGUGGUUGAUGGUAGGGAUGCCUUGCAAGCUAAUUUGAAGAACAAACAAGAUCUCAAGGAGUUAGAGUUGGCAUGGGUCUCCGAAGAUGCCGAUCAUUCCGUAAAGGUGAGAGAUGUACUUGACAAGCUCCAACCUUGCAUGAAUUUGGAGAAAUUGACCGUCAAACUUUAUGGCGGGACCAGCUUCCCAAACUGGUUGGGAGACUCUGCCUUCAAUAAAAUAAAAGUUAUGCGCCUUGUAGGCUGUCAUUAUUGCUUCGAGUUGCCACCGCUUGGACAGCUACCUGCUCUUAAGGAGCUCUUCAUAUGUGAGAUGAAAUUUCUUAGGACGUUAGGUCCUGAGUUGUAUGGUCAGCCAUUUCAGUCAUUUCAAUCACUGGAGAAGCGGGAGUUUGAGGAGAUGCCAGAGUGGGAGGAAUGGGUAUCGAGUGUAAGUGGAGGUCCAGACUUUCCUCGUCUCCAGGAGCUGAUUCUAAAAGAGUGUCCAAAGCUAAGAGGAAGCUUGCCUUGUGAUCUGCCUUGCUUGAAGAAACUUUGCAUGGAAGGGUGUGGAGUUUUGCAUGAUCAAAGGGCCACUGCUACUACUAGUACUAGUACUAGUACUAGUCUCAACUACAAUUCUCUUGAAGAAUUGGAAAUAGAAGAUGGAUGCCAAACAGGUCUGUUAUCAUUACUAGAGACAAAGCUCCUAUCCCGACUUUACAUUAGACGUUUUAAUGACAUACAGUGCUUGCCCAACAUCAAUCGUCUUAAAAGUUUGAGUCUCGCGAAUUGUCCAACCCUAUCGUCGUUCCCUGAAGAUGGCCUACCCACUUCGUUGACUUCACUUCACAUAUACAGGUGUAGGAGAUUAGAAUUCCUACCUCUUGAGAUGUUGGCACAAUUAACAUCGCUUCUCUCUUUGUGGCUAGUGAAUAGCUGUGAUUCAAUGAGGUCCUUCCCCUUGGGCAUUUUUCCCAAAUUGACGACACUUAAUAUUCUGAAUUGUGAGAAUCUGGAAUCUCUUUGCUUGAUUGAAGACGAAGAAGUGGUCGAGAAUCUCAGUCAUCUCAAUAAUUUGAGAAUCUCAAGCUGUCCAAAUCUGGAGUGUUUUCCCCAGGGAGGAUUGCCCACUCCCAACCUGACUGAUUUGGAAUUCAGCAGAUGCGAGAAGUUGAAGUCAUUACCUGAACGCAUUCACACCCUCACAGCCCUUGAAAGUUUGAAGAUAAGCGACGUUCCAAAUCUGGAGCCUCCCAACCUCCGAUAUUUUAGUAUUGAGAAUUGUGAGAGACUGAGGGCUUCAUCUUCAUCAGUGGGAGACUACGGUAACUGGGGUUUGCAAGCACUUGUCUCCCUUAAACAAUUUAGAAUUGGUGGCAGGGGAAGUGAUGAAAUCUUGGAGACGUUGCUCAAGCAACAGCUGCUCCCAACCACUCUUCACACUCUCAGUAUCUCUUCAUUAUCAACUCUGAAAUCUUUGGAUGGAAAGGGACUUGCACACCUUACUUUUCUUCGAAGUCUAUCUAUUACUGCGUGUAAAAGUUUGGAAUUCCUGCCAAGAGAAGCCCUUCAACACCUCACUUCUCUUCAAGAGCUAUAUAUUUAUGACUGUCCGAGUCUCCAAUUCCUGCCAGAAGAGGGUCUACCGCCAUCUCUUUCUUAUCUGAGAAUCUACAAUUGUUCUGGCCUGGAGAAAAGGUAUCAGAAUAAGACGGGAGAAGAUCAUUGGGACAGCAUAUCUCACAUUCCUUGCAUCCGGAUAAAUGCUGAAGUCAUCAUAUGAUGAUACGACCUCUCUCUCUCACAUAGAGACAAAUUUAAACAAACUUUGGUCAGACUUGAGAAACUUUCCCAUGUUUGGAGGUCAAAGCAACUUGUGUAGGCAAGCAUGCCCGGGGAGAGUUUUACCAUUGUAUAUGGAUUUUUGUUUUUCGACAAACAAAUUGCGGCAAAUAAGGGGAAGGAAAUGUUCUCAAGGUGGAGCUCUAGCAAGAGACCAGCAUUUGGACAAUGUGGUAAACGGAUCUCAAUCUAACAUAACAAGCAUCACUGUCCAUUCAUGAUUAGAGUGGGAGGAAGGAAGACCAGAAGGCCGGUGUCCAGAUUUUCCUCAUCUCAAGGACCUGAUUGUGUCUGAAACUAAGAGGAAGCUUGCCUUCUCAUCUUACUUGCUUGAAAGACUUAGCUUGUCGUCUGGGUGUGGGGUUCUACAUGAUGAAAGGGCCAGUACUACUCGUAACAUGGAAUAAUGUCUUGAAGAAUUAGAAAUAUAUGAUGGAUGCCCAGGUCUGUUCUCAACUUCUCAUUACUAGA